Strongylus vulgaris is the source of this 417-nucleotide messenger RNA. NCBI's taxonomy places the organism in Eukaryota, Metazoa, Nematoda, Chromadorea, Rhabditida, Strongylidae. The record is from the annotation of a GenBank genome assembly.
AUGAAACAGAUGUGCUCAUUCCAAAUUCGUGAUCCUUGCGACUCCGACUCUCCUCAAUCCUAUCACGCAUUUGGUGUGGAUCAUCAGUAUGACAAACAGUGUUUUGUCCAGGAUAAUGUUAUAACUUGCUCAUGUAGAGACGAUCUGUGUAACAGAGAUAUGGAAGUUGUCAUGGCACCGAUUAAACAGUUCGAUCAGCUUUAUGCUUAUCGCCGUAAAUGGCCCUACCGUGAAAGAAAAAACCAUCAGACCGCUUUCGAUGGAAAGCAAGGUUUUGGAAAAUUCAUCUUCACUUACUAUCAUACUACAGCCAUAUCCUAUACUGUGGAUGAAUCUGAUGUCCGUAAUCGGUAUCUUAGUAAACUUGCAGAUAAAUUGAGCAAAACACCAGCUUUUAAAGAGCUCUCAUACACCUGA